Messenger RNA from Plasmodium adleri (nom. inval.), 294 nucleotides. Its product is annotated as conserved Plasmodium protein, unknown function. The transcript has 3 exons. NCBI's taxonomy places the organism in Eukaryota, Apicomplexa, Aconoidasida, Haemosporida, Plasmodiidae. The coding region runs from base 1 to 294 and encodes 97 amino acids. The record is from RefSeq and is a predicted model, not a curated record.
AUGGAAAGUAGUAAGGUUAUAAAAAUGAAAAAUAAUUUGAAUACUUUCGAAAUCUUUAUGAAUCAGUAUAUCGUAAAAUAUAAAAAUACUAAAGAAUGUUUUAUGUGUAAGCAUAAAAUCACAAGUAAUCAUAUUGAAAAAAUGGAAAAUAUUUGUCCUAAGAUGUGGAAAUAUUUUCAUGGAAUAAUUAACCAGCCACAAUGCCCUUUACAAAGUUUUGGAAAAGUUUUAAAAGUUAAAGAUUUGAGAUUUGAAGAGCUCGAAAAGUAUAAGGAAAGUUUGCAAAGGAAAUAA